Molecule: messenger RNA, 3399 nt
Organism: Durio zibethinus
Lineage: Eukaryota; Viridiplantae; Streptophyta; Magnoliopsida; Malvales; Malvaceae
Product: peptide-N4-(N-acetyl-beta-glucosaminyl)asparagine amidase A-like
Source: RefSeq, a predicted model, not a curated record
UAGGCUCAAAAAAGAGGAGCCAACUCAUCUAAUGUUGGCCAAAAGAACACCCUGUAAUCUACUGUCAUCAAUUGUCCUUUCUCCUCAUGUCAGAUUUCCUUCUGUCUUUGCAUUCCUCCGUCCCCCUUUUCCAUUCGAAGUGUACCCUUGUUUUUCUCCCCAAUACUCACCAUUUCUGACUUUUUCUUAUAUUUUUCCGUUCAAAAAAUCUUCAUAGUCAUAGACAUUGUUUUUAACUCCAAAACCAAACUUAUUUAGUACCCUUCAAAGCAGCGGCUUCCCCUACCUACCACUCCACACCUUCCAUGGCUUCCUCUUUCUCCCCUCUGAUCUACUUUCUUCCCCUUCUAUUACUUGACCCUCUAUUCAGCCAAGCCAAUCUCCACCGUUCGAAAACCCUCCUCAAAUCAUCCCUUAUGUCCCAACCAUCAACCAAUGCCACCAUCCCUCCAACUCUCUUUUUUGAAGUCACCAAACCCAUCAAUGUCCCAAACACCAACCCUUGUACCCUGUCUGUUCUGCAACAUGACUUUGGUUUCACUUAUGGGAAACCUCCUGUUUUGGCAAACUACAACUUUCCAUCUGAUUGCCCGCAUCAGGAAUUUUCCAGGAUUGUCCUGGAGUGGAAUGCCACGUGUAAAGGAAGACAAUUUGACAGGAUUUUUGGUGUUUGGUUAUCUGGGGUGGAACUUCUCAGGAGCUGCACAGCUGAGCCUAGAGCUACUGGGAUUGUUUGGAGUGUCAAAAAGGAUGUAACAAGGUAUUCUUCAUUGCUUUUAUUGAACAAGACUCAAACUUUUGCUGUUUAUUUGGGAAAUCUUGUUGAUCAAACUUAUACUGGUGUUUACCAUGUCAAUGUAACUAUUUAUUUUUACCCUGCUGUGGAAAAAGUGAAUCAUUUUGACGAAAAGUGGGAAAAUUUAGGGUCUGGGGUUGGUUCUCAGGCUGAUUUGAUCAUACCCUUUUCACGGGAUUUGCCAUUGAAUGAUGGUUUAUGGUAUGAGAUUGAGAAUGCUACUGAUGUUAAAGUGAAGGAAUUUGAAAUUCCUCAGAAUGUUUAUCGGGCUGUGUUGGAGGUAUAUGUGUCUUUUCAUGAGAAUGACGAGUUUUGGUAUGGAAAUCUUCCGAACGAGUAUAUUGCUGCUAAUAAUCUUACAGGUUUCGCAGGGAAUGGACCUUUUAGGGAAGUUGUGGUUAGUUUGGAUGGUGAAGUGGUUGGUGCUGUCUGGCCUUUUACUGUCGUUUACACAGGAGGAAUUAAUCCUCUCUUGUGGAGACCCACUAGUGCUAUUGGUUCAUUUGAUCUUCCUACUUAUGAUAUUGAAAUUACCCCAUUUUUGGGGAAUAUAUUGGAUGGGAAAACCCACAAACUAAGUUUUGGUGUUACAAAUGCCUUGAAUGUGUGGUAUAUUGAUGGCAAUUUGCAUCUAUGGUUAGAUAGUAAGAGCGCAAAGACUGAUGGGAAGCUGUUGCAGCAUGAUGUUGUUCCGCUUGGUGUUUCUUCUGUGUCAGAUUUUAAGGGUUUAAAUGGAACAUUUGUUACAAAUACAACCAGGUUCAUAUCCUCAACUGGAUGGGUCAAGUCUACUUAUGGAAUGGUCACAACUACAUCCAUUCAAAAUUUAAGUUAUAGCAACUCCAUGGUGAUGGGCAAGGAUGGAAAUCUGCAGAUUGUGAAUCAGACAAUCCAUUUUGAUGACUUUGUUUAUGUGAAGAUGCCGGCCUCUAAUGUCAAAUCAGAGAAAUCACUCAAGAGGUUUCUUUUCUACUUAUACUCUGACAAUCUUGAUCAAGGAAACGGAACUUCAUUGUCUGUAGCUAAUUUUACAUUGGGAUUUAAUGAGAAGAAGUUUAAAGAUGCUGAUGCCAGGUCGCCCAACAGUUCACUCAGGAAUUUGCAGGAAGGAAAUGGUGUUAUGGUUGUAAAGGACAACCUGGUUGUCAGCGGAGUGGCAAGUACCCAACAAACAUACAAUUAUGAUGGCAGUAAAUUUUGCUACUUUAGGAACGUAAGCAGCUCAAACUACACCAUUCUUUAUGAUGAAGUGAGAAACACAUGCAAUAAGAGAACAAAUUCUCAUUUUGGAUUUGGCCUUUAUAGAUGGUGGCCUUUUCUUGAUCGAAAAGCUUUUCUAGAAUCUCAUGUAAUUGAUCCAAACGGAAAUUAGUAAUUUGACUCUUUUGCUGCUUGAGUUGGUUUAUGUGGAGUUCUCCAAUUAGAUCUUUCUAGACUCCUGCAUGUGGAUGCUCCAAAUAUAUUGUAAGUGUUUCCAUUUCUUUAAAAAUUCAUUGUGAAGACGGAUGAAUUUGUAAAUACUCCUGUAUCCUUUCUCUUUUCACUUUUUUGCUGCUGAAUGAACUUUGGUGUUUCUUUUAAUUGGAUUUUAGUUUGACUCUUCAUCCUAACCCUAAGCUUUUAUGAUAUAUUACUUGACUUGCACCAGAGAUUAGUUUAUAAUGGACUUCUUUAAGUUUUAUGAAGUAGAAUUUUGCAACUGAAUGCCAAGUAUAUUCUAGCUGAUUCAAGAUCUAAGUAUAUUCAGAGAUUUCUGGUGUAUUAUACUUCCAUCCAUUGACUUUAUAGCAUGUUUAAUAUUCUGUCUCAAUUAUUCCAGAAUAAUCUAGUUGAAGUGAAAUUUUGAUCAUUUAUCUUUGCCAUUUAUCUUUGCCAAUCCAAGACUCUAGCUGGUGCUAUGUUAAGAGUAUGUGGCAGGCACUACUUGUGCAACUGCCAGAUAUAUGUAUAAUAAUGGAAAGGUCAUUUUUUCUAACAUAGCAAAAAUAUGGUUACUGUGUUUCCUUUUUGCCAUCACUAUUCUUUGUCAACAAUAAUAUCUUUCAUUUGGAUUGUAAACUUUUAUGUCACUUGUUCCUCACAUGGUCAUGUAUAUUCUUUGGUCUUCAAUCUGAAGUUCAUUAUCUAAGUACUGUUAGGGCUGUGUAUGUUCUUUGUAAUGGCUGUUGCAUUUAUGCCAUCAGUUGUCUUGCUAAAAGACAUUGUCCUAAAAGAUUUUUCCAGUUAUUCAUAAUGUAUCACAGAAUAGGACAGAAAAAGAAGUGGUUUAGUAGCCAGUAGACACUGGAUUGGUGCUUAUUUGAGUAAUAUUUACUGAUUAACGGCCUCGAGGAUUAUCAUUUCUUCCUCGUACUUGUUUAUUCACUGAGCAUCAUUGUAAAACUAGAAUCUCUGUUAAUUAUUCAUGAUGGUUGCUGUCAAUUUUGUCCAACAUUAUAGUACUUGUGCUGUUGUGCAAGAACAAUGGCCGCAUCAUGCGAUAUUUUAGGUACUUAAUAUUAACUACUAAGACCAAGAGUCAUUGUUUGAAAAUUUAAGUUAUUACCAAAGAGCUGAUAGCUCAGUGGUAUUGGAGUUGGCUCCAGGGCUGAGGGUUUCCAAGG